AUGACGCUGUUCGAGGCGGAAGCGGUUUCCAUCUGCCGGUUCCUAAGGCCCGCAACACAUGUGCUGGGUUAUAGCGUAGUUGACCAGAACUACCCUACUCUUGCUAAGUUAGUAUCUGAGAUGAACAGAUAUAAUGAGCAGAUAGCCGAACUUCAGACUUGUGCUGACAAGGCUGUAGGAAUGUUGAAACAGAGGUUUUCAAGGCCUGGACUGCAUCUGAGGGAAUCCUGGUUCUUCCCAGACGCUUUUGAUGGAGCUGAUGCUGGUGGUUUGUCAUAG
This is a messenger RNA of Miscanthus lutarioriparius, 279 nucleotides long. The record is from the annotation of a GenBank genome assembly. NCBI's taxonomy places the organism in Eukaryota, Viridiplantae, Streptophyta, Magnoliopsida, Poales, Poaceae.